AUGGUUUCCUUGGCAAACUCACAAACAUUAGACACUGGAAAAAACGUGCCAAAGUCAACACCGGAAGCCGACAUUGAAGCCAAUCAGCCUCCGGAAAGUAAAAUCAAAAAUAAAGGAGCAUACCACCCCGAUGAUUUAAAAGACUUACCACCUGAUGGAGGAGUCGAAGCCUGGACGGCAGCCGCGUGCUCGUUGUUGUAUUGUUUUGCUUCUUGGGGGUCAGUCUCUUCAUACGCAGUGUUCUUGAACUUCUACUUGACCAGUGAUAUUCUCCCCGGAAUAACCAAGAUCGAUUAUGCUCUUGUUGCAGGGUUGACUAUGUGCCUAUUGUUAUGCUGUAGCUUUGUCGUUUCUGGGCUUCUUGUCAUCUGGAACGUCAAAGUAGUCGCCACUAUCGGACUAGUCCUCCAUUUUGUCGGCAUGCUUUUAGCCUCGUUUUCCGUAAAUUACUGGCAAAUGAUUCUUACUGAAGGUAUUUUAUCAGGGUUGGGAUGCGGAAUUUUAUUCGCUAUUGCCGUGAUUUUAGUUCCUUCUUGGUUUCUCAAAAGAAGAACCAUUGCCAGCGGACUACAAUUCGCUGGCACCGGCUUGGGAGGAUGCGUUUUCAGCCUUGUAUCACAAGCCAUGAUAGAAAGAACUGGUAAUCAACGUUGGGCUUUACGGACUAUCGCCUUUAUUGCUUUGUUUCUUAAUGUGAUUGCCACAGCCUUGGUGAAGCUUAGAAAACCUUUGCAUAUCAAAGCGGUCAAAGAUAAUAACCAAGGACAGUUCAAAACCUUCAUCCGUGCCAUGAGAGUACCACUUCAACCUAAAGUCUGGUUCACCAGCACUGCGCUUAUGUUGGUUGGAUAUUUCUGUAUCUCUUCAAUCGGUUAUGUCAUCAUCCUUUAUUCGCUCUCCAACUUCGCGGUCUCCGUGGGUCUCAGUGCCAAGCAAGGGUCUGAUGCCCUUGCCAUCUUGAAUGCUUGUCAGUUCAUCGGGCGUUUGAGUAUUGGGAUCAUUGGUGAUAAGAUCGGGCGCUUCAACAUUUCGAUGCUCAUGUCCUAUACCGUGAUCAUUUUCACUUUUGCGUUUUGGAUCCCAAUCACCACGUACGCCCAAGUGAUUGCCUUCAGCGCGAUGAUGGGGCUAGUCAUGGGUUAUCAAUUCGUUACCAUUUCCCCAAUUAUCGCCGACUUCUUUGGUGUCAAGAACUUCCCUGUCGUUUGGUGUUUGAUAUCUUUUGUGAACUCAAUUGUUGGGUUGGUGUCCGAACUUAUCGCUUUGGGUCUUAAACGGAGCGACUCUGCGGAAAAGCCAUACCUUUACGCCCAAAUUUUCACAGGUGUAAUGUUUGCCGUUAGUUCUUUUUUCCUCCUUCCAUUACGUGAGCUCAAGAUCAGUAAUAUCAUUCGCCAAUGGAAAAAUGAAGCCGAAGAAGAACUUGUCAAUACUGCGAAUACCAAUUUUUCUGAUGAUAAAGAUAAAACCGAACUGGACAAUGGUAAAGACCUCCAAUUUCGUAUUGAAGAUCAUAGAAUAAACCAAUACAAUGACCUAUUGGCCACCACUCCGAGUGCUUAUCUUAAACGUGUGUUUUACCCUAUUGCUGCUUGA
Molecule: messenger RNA, 1596 nt
Organism: Saccharomycopsis crataegensis
Lineage: Eukaryota; Fungi; Ascomycota; Saccharomycetes; Ascoideales; Saccharomycopsidaceae
Product: Esbp6 protein
Exons: 1
Coding region: 1-1596 (531 amino acids)
Biological process (GO): transmembrane transport
Cellular component (GO): membrane
Molecular function (GO): transmembrane transporter activity
Source: RefSeq, a predicted model, not a curated record